AUGCCCCCUAACAUGAGGCUAUUUGGCGGUAAUUUUCGUCACCUCAACUCAAUCAUUCCAAACACAAACAGACUGCCAAACAGACCUGCGCGCUUCUUGUACUCGGUCAUGUCGCGUCCCAACUUUGCACCUGGAUCUGAUGUCGCGGCUCUCGAAGCCGCGCUGAGUCCUUUGCUGGCCCCUGGCCGCUGGCAGCUGACCGCAGAUGGCGAAGGAUUAGAGCGAACCUUCAAAUUUAAGAAUUUUGCCAAGACUUGGGACUUUAUGACAGCCGUCUCGCUCCAAUGCAAAAUCAAGAAUCACCACCCCGAGUGGUCAAAUGUAUAUAACACAACGUUCAUCCGCUGGACGACGCAUAGUCCAAAGGGACUGUCGGCCAAAGAUGUCGACUUGGCCGCCAUCUGUGAUUCGUUGGCAAACGAUUUUGGAGAGGUCAAGCAAAGCUCAGACGAGGAGAAUUCAACGUGUAAGAUGCGGGACCUGACAUCAACAGUCACGACGAAUUCUGGUGACUGCUGCGUACCAAAGUCAAGCAAGUAG
Pyricularia grisea is the source of this 540-nucleotide messenger RNA. RefSeq lists its product as uncharacterized. NCBI's taxonomy places the organism in Eukaryota, Fungi, Ascomycota, Sordariomycetes, Magnaporthales, Pyriculariaceae. Gene Ontology annotation, molecular function: 4-alpha-hydroxytetrahydrobiopterin dehydratase activity. Bases 1 to 540 code for a protein of 179 amino acids. The transcript is spliced from 3 exons. Gene Ontology annotation, biological process: tetrahydrobiopterin biosynthetic process. The record is from RefSeq and is a predicted model, not a curated record.